Molecule: messenger RNA, 1194 nt
Organism: Caenorhabditis remanei
Lineage: Eukaryota; Metazoa; Nematoda; Chromadorea; Rhabditida; Rhabditidae
Exons: 4
Coding region: 1-1194 (397 amino acids)
Biological process (GO): proteolysis; cell death
Cellular component (GO): lysosome
Molecular function (GO): aspartic-type endopeptidase activity
Source: RefSeq, a predicted model, not a curated record
AUGACUGGCCGCGUUUUUCUUCUCCUGGCCCUUGUCGCCGUGGCUGCUGCCAUCCAGAGAAUCAAGCUUGAGAAGCGUACCUACACCCGUGAGCAGUUCAAGUUCCCAGCCAUCCAAGAGCACCUUAAGACCAAGUACAUCAAGGGAUACGUUCCAAACAAUGAUGCCUUCAACGAGGGACUCUCCGAUUACUCCAACGCUCAAUACUACGGACCAAUCACCAUCGGAACUCCACCACAAAACUUCCAAGUUUUGUUCGAUACUGGAUCUUCCAACUUGUGGGUUCCAUGCGCCAACUGCCCAUUCGGAGAUAUUGCCUGCAGAAUGCACAACAGAUUCGACUGCAAGAAGUCCUCGACCUGCACUGCUACUGGAGCCUCUUUCGAAAUUCAAUACGGAACUGGAUCCAUGAAGGGAACCGUUGACAACGAUGUUGUUUGCUUCUCCCAUGACACCACAUUCUGUACCGACAAGACCCAAGGAUUGGCCUGCGCUACCUCUGAGCCAGGAAUCACCUUCGUCGCUGCCAAGUUCGACGGAAUCUUCGGAAUGGGAUGGGACACUAUCUCUGUUAACAAGAUCUCCCAACCAAUGGACCAGAUCUUCGCCAACUCCGCCAUCUGCCCCAACCAACUCUUCGCUUUCUGGCUUAGCCGUGACGCCAAUGAUAUCGCCAACGGAGGAGAAAUCACCCUUUGCGACACUGACUCCAACCACUACACCGGAAACAUCGCCUGGGAGCCACUCGUCUCUAUGGAUUACUGGAGAAUCAAGCUCGGAGCCGUCAGCAUUGAUGGAACCACUUACACUAACGGACCAAUCGACUCUAUUGUUGAUACCGGAACUUCCCUCCUCACUGGACCAACUGAUGUGAUCAAGAAGAUCCAACACAAGAUCGGAGGAAUCCCACUCUUCAACGGAGAGUACGAGGUUGAGUGCAGCAAGAUUCCAAAGUUGCCAAACAUCACCUUCACUCUCGGAGGACAAAACUUCGACCUCCAAGGAAAGGACUACAUUCUCCAAAUGUCCAACGGAAACGGAGGAAUGACCUGCCUCUCUGGAUUCAUGGGAAUGGAUAUCCCAGCCCCAGCUGGACCACUCUGGAUUCUCGGAGACGUCUUCAUUGGACGCUUCUACUCCGUCUUCGACCACGGAAACAAGAGAGUUGGAUUCGCCACCUCCAAGAGCGCUUAA